Molecule: messenger RNA, 6601 nt
Organism: Lymnaea stagnalis (great pond snail)
Lineage: Eukaryota; Metazoa; Mollusca; Gastropoda; Lymnaeidae
Source: the annotation of a GenBank genome assembly
CUUUUAUCAUUUGCAAGAGAUGACGCCCCCACUGUUCAUUAAAGUAGCCUUGCUACUAAUUGCUUCUGCGGGUAAAUAUUAUAUUUCUAUUUGGUUAUUAUAGUAUGUAUACCUGAAGAAAGAUUUGCCUUUGUUGAACAAAUGGAAUGAAUAUUUAUACAAAAAAAUUAAUAACUGUUUUUGACACAUGAAAUACUUUUGCUAUUCAUUAUUUUAAUUGUGACUGUGGCUUUCUUCUUUGAACUUUGACCCAAUUCAGGAAGUUUUCGGUCUUUUCUUUAUAUAUCGUCCAUUGAUUUUAUUUAGCGCAUGAGAGAUCGGUGAGAUCCUUUAAUAUUCACUUCGAUUUGGUUCGUGGCUGGGAGCCAAACAUUUGAACAACUAAAUAACCUAAUUUCCGUCAACAUAUUGAGCUGAAACUUGACAUAUAGACUUGUAGCCGAUGACAACACCAACCAGUUGUUCCCUUUUUUUAAGUAGAGAUAAAGGGAAUAUGAUGACACUGAUUUCACGAAAUAAAAUCCCAGAUAACUGUGCGAAAUUUAAAAUAACGCAGGUGCGUUGUAUGCGUAAUGUCAUCGUUUGAGAAAAAAGUCGAGAGUUCUCAUACGCGAUUCAUUUGAAGAACAAAUAGAUGUGGAGCUGAGCAGCGCAAUAGACAGUACACUAUUAAAAAAUCCACACUACAAGACACUUAAUUAAAAAUUAAUCAUUAAAUUAAAAAAAAAACACCCCUUUUGCUUAGUUGCCCCAAAUCCCAUGUUGGGAACCACCUUCCGACAGAUGGUCACCUCCAAAGUUUAACAUUAUGCUAGCACCAUCUUCAAUCGAUAAACAACAGUGGCGCGCCCUAGAUAAGUAAGUAAAACUGACCUCUUCAGUUUGGACUGCGCACCUGCUGGAUCUUUGAUAUGACCACCGUUAAAGAACAAGGCCCCCUUCAACCCCCAAGCCCAUCUUGAGAAGCAUCCCCCCCCCCUUCAAGGAACCUGGGAGGGCAUCCUAUAUUAUUGAAUUCCCGAUAAUUAUCAAUAAACUUUAAAAAAAUUCAAAUUAUCAUACUACAAGAGAUUUAGUAUCCAAAAAUAUAAAUUAAAAGAAAUAAACAUGCCUUAUGAAAUCGCUAGUGACCCCCUAACCAAAUGUUGAGAACCACUCGAUAAAUUUAAAUGAAAAUAAAAUUAUAUCCCAACAUGACCACUAUUUUAAAGUUAUAUUAAAUUAUCACACUACAAGACAUUUAAUUUAAAUUAUGAAUAAAAAGCAACCCUUAUGACUAUUGAACCACCAAGCUUGAGAACCACUCAAUAAACUUAAAUAAUAUUUAAAUUAUCAUUCAACAUGACCAUAAAUUAUUUUUUUUAAAACACCGAUUUUGACUGGUCAGCCACAAAUUCUAGAUUGAGAAACAUUCAAUAAACUUUAAAAAAAUUCAAAUUAUCAUACUACAAGAGAUUUAUUAUCCAAAAAAACAUGCCUUAUGAAAUCGUUAGUGACCCCUAACCAAAGAUUGAGAACCACUCAAUAAAUUUAAAUAAACUUUAAAAAAAAAAAAAUCAUACUACAAGACAAUUAAUAAAAAAUAUUAGAAAAAACAAGCAACAAAAAAAAACAAAAACACACACACAACCUGAGAACCAUUCAAUAAACGUAAACAAAUUUAUAACAUAACAAAAAUAAUCGUAUUAACUUAUCAGAAAAGAAGACAAUUACUAACACACUCUACAAGACACUCAAUACCUAUUAAAUUAUCAUACUACAAGACCACUUAUUAAAAUUCACUUGACAAGCAAUUUAUUACAAAAUUAACUUAUUAAAUACAACAAGACAAAAUUUUAAACUAAUAUAAAUAAAAAAUGUCACCAUUUUAAAAAUGUUUAAUGAUAAACAGAAUAUAAAUUUCUUGUGAUUGCAGCGUCAGCCCUGCAGUUUACCGCCCAUCCCACCAUGAUACAUUUCGGGUUCACUCCUAGCCUAGAUCUCAGAUGCUCGUUCACUCAAGGCGGCAACACGGGGAUAAUCAGCCUUGUCUCAAUGUUCAUAUCUCGCUCCAGAGACACGCACAAUAUCGAUUACCAAGAAAUCGCGUCCGUGAAUUCAUUUACUGGUAACCUCAGUAACGUAGCUCAUGGCAACGCGACAGUCUCAGGCUUCAUCAGCAAUCUCGGUGAGUCUUAUCUCAGCAUGCACUGGACAUCACCAGAUGACCAGGAGGCUGGACUUUAUAACUGUGUGGCUAAUGGCGUGGACGGUACAGGCCAUCCAAUAAGCGUGAUGUCUACAAGUCAGGUCACGAGUGAGGUGCCCAGUAUCAUCCAAAUGGUGCAAGAGAUUCUCAAUCUCAAAGUUAACAUGAACAACGCCUUAGGAAAUAACUGCACAUCAGGUACGGUGGCCUUUCACUCUUACUUAAAAAAAUUGAUUAAGUGGUUCCCGGUUGAAUAUGGACUGAGUUUUAGAACACCAAUAAUGUUUUAAAAGAAAUCAUAAUCUAAUAUGCCCCAGAUUGUCGCUACAUGACAGAACCUUUAAUAUCGUGUUAAUUCCGCUUAGUUAUCAAGCUCAGCAGCUGCAGUUCAUGGGUUCUUAAACAUUUCAAGUACACAGUGACCGAAGACCUCGAUAUAUGAAAAUGAAUAUUUGACUAAAGGAAAACACAUUGAAAAUUGAUUUUUCAGUAAAAAUAACAAUUCAAUAUUAUUUUGAUUUACGAACCACUUGAUGGCAAAAUUAAAAUUUAAACUAGACCUGGCACAAAUUAAUAAAGAAAACUCAUUUUUUAUUAGUUUAUUGUUUCAGCAUGCGACCAAAAAGAAAAUAUUUGGCAAAUUCAUAUUUUGGGAAGCUGUGCUUUAUUAAGUUCUUUAUAACCGGUUGAACAUGUGUCAAACUAAUUUUAUAUUGUGUAGGCCUUUUGUUUCCUAAAGAAUAUUAUGUUAAAAUCCUUUUCUUUGAAAGCCGAAGCCAACGCAUUUAAGAUGUCAAAUAUAUGCUGUGAAUAAUUCUGAAACGGUUUGAAAGUAGACUUCAAAAUAACGCAAAUCUCAAUUAAUUUACCUACCAGCCAUAAUAUUAGCUAGUUGUUAAUUAUUUAAGUAUUUUUUUUUACUAAUCCAGUCUUUUUGUUGUGAUCCAUUGUUUGGUUUUAAUAUUAUAAACUGCCUAAUUAACAAACAACAAUACAAACAUAGUCACACUGUGUUUUCUAUAGUAGAUUCAGUGGCGUAGCGAGGGGAGUGCGGACCGUACCGGGUGACACCAUUUUAGGGGUGACACCCGAUUGAAAAAUUGCAUAUUUACAUAGCACACAGUUCUCGGUCUAACCGAGAUUCAUAAAAGGAUAACCGAUCACACAUACAUUUUUCACAAAUGUAACCAAUCCAAAUGCGGGCUUUAUUAAAAGUUCAAGGUUGGUGGAUCAGAAAUGUGAUGACCCUAUGUUUAGGUCAGAAAAACACAUUCAUUAUUCCAUGCCGUUUGAAGUGUUCGGUAACUUCCUUAAGUGACAGGAGGCUAUAUUUAUCUAAAUUCUGAGAAAUAUGGAUUCCAUUGAUACCAAAUAAGUGUGGUCGGGCGGUUAUAAGUGUAAAAAUAGGUAAAAAUUAAAAACAUAAACAAUGAAUUUUACCCAUUUAUAGGGUUAAAAAAUAUAUUAUUUUACACAAUUCUCAAACUUUUAAUGAUUAAUUCUUUUUUAUUUAAGUUUAAAUAAAGAAACGUUUUUUGAAGACAUAUAUAAUAUUAUAUAUCGAAACCCAAAAGGUAUCUUACCUUUCACCAGAAACCCAAAAUGAAUUUAUAAUUGUCCUUGCAAAUCAUGUGAAAGAGAUUCUUAUCAUUGAUAUAAAGCCUGCGAGGUAUUUUGGAAUUAUUUUCGAAAGUCCACCUGAUAUAUUACACAGUGACCAGGUGUUUGUAGUGAUCAGAUAUGUGAUAUAUCCACAAUGGGAAAGUUGAAGUGAGGGGAGUGUUUCUUGCAUUUCCCCCGUUAAGAUUGAAAAAAAGCUCUGUCAUUCUUACAAACUAAUGCGUGAUGGUGUAGACAUAAUGAUGCUCAGAGCUCAGAGUUACGAUAAUGCUGCCCUAAUGUAUGGAAUCCAUGGAGGUGUUCAAGCCAUUCGGAAAAGAAAUAAUAAAAAACAAUUUUUAAAGGAUGUGUGGGCCAUUCACUUGUGUGGUCAACACACUUUUUCCGAAAAUGCUUCAUUUAUUACAUUAUUCGGUACUCUUGAAAGAAUAUUUUCCUUCUUUGCUGGAUCCAAUAAUCGAUGGAAUGUUCUAAUCGAACACACUGGAAUGUCGGUGAAAAGACAGUCAACAACGCUUUGGAGUGCUCAUCAUACUGCUGUUAAAACAGUGAAAGAUGAGCUUGAUGAAUGUUGGGAGGCGAUUAAAGCUCUGUCAUCACCAUGUAAAAAUGUGCACAGAAGAGGUUAAGCACAAGAUCUUUUACAUGCUGUCUGUGAUUUCACGUUUAUCUGCUACCUUUAACUUUGGGCUGAUCUACUUGAGGAAGUUAAUCUUACACAGCACUAUCUGUAGAUUUAAGGAAUUACUCUACUCGAAGUGGUGACAAACCUAGAGGCCUUAAGAUUGUUUCUGUGCGAGAAGCGCUUUCAAUUAAUGGAACACGCUAUUGAAAAGGCGCUUUGAAAAUCAGACCAAUGUGGAAUUUCGUUAGAGAGAAGAUGAAGGUUUAAGAAGAGAAUGGCAGGAGAACUAUUAAUUAAUAGAUGAUGGACACUUUCAGGGAGAAGAAAACAGUAGGGAGAUGCUGGAGUGUAUUGAUCGCUUUCAUUCUGAACUCCACAUCAGAUCAUCAGUGAUCACGGAAGUACCAGAUAUGUUUGGGUCUUUUCAACCAAAGAAUCUAGUAUCAGCAAGUGAAGAAGAGUUAUUGGUGUCCGUUCCAAAAUUAAUUUCUUUCAAUGAUGAAUUGUCAGAAGAUGAACUUUAAAAAGAAAUAUCAAGGCUUAGAAGACAUCUAAAAGCAGCUGAUUUCUCUAAGUCAUGGACUGGUCAGUAUUUGAUGUUUUGAAAUUCAAAGCUGAAUGGGACUUCAUAGAAUCUCUUCCAAUACUCUCGCUAAGCUUUUAAUUUUUUCUUACGAUAUGUGUGUAUGUGGCUUCAUGUGAGCGGAGCUUUUCAAAACUAAGGCUUAUCAAGAAAUAUUUAUGAUCGACCAUGUGACAGUCAAGGUUUUCUGACGUGGCUCUGCUAUCAAUUGAAAGUCAUACAGUGAAAAACAUUGAUUUUGAUCAAGCGAUUGACAGGUUUGCAGCUUUGAAGACAAGGAAAGGAAAAUUUUAAAUUGUAAAGUUAAAGUAAAUACAGCUAUAACUUAACGUUUUUAAAUAUAUUAACGUCAUGAACUUUGAUUUAUUUGUUUUUGUUCUUGUUCUUGUUAUAUUGUGGACUUAUUUUAACAAGAAAAAAAACCAUCAUGGAAAUUGGGUUGGAGGGGGGGGGGUUGACACCAUGAGUUUACCGCACCGGGUGACACCAACCCUAGCUACGCUACUGAGUAGAUUCAUUUAUCAUUCCAUUGUAUCAACUUGCGAUCCUAAAAAUAUCAUUACAUUUUUUUUUGUUGAAAAUAUAUUCUGAAACAAAAACUUGACUGUUUCAUAAAAGAGAAAUCAAAAUAAAAGUUUAAUUUUCUUCAGGUAGUUGGCAGACCAGACUUGAACUGAUGAAGAACGCGAGGUUUGAAAUAUCUUCUCUGUACAAAGGACGCAGGUAUCUCUUGUCUAAAAUUGCCGACUUUGUGUCAGCCCCCGUGGCCCAGGAAUCGUGUGAAUUGUACGGGGGUUACCUCGCCGAGAUCGAAGAUGAUGACGAGUUGCAGUUCGUACAAAAUUUUUUCAAAACACGCAGCAAGAUUGAUUUCAAAUUUGUUCUCAUUGGAGGCACGGACGAGGGUCACGAGAAUGUCUGGGUUUAUCAGCGUGACGGCAGGGCGAUGACGUACACAAAAUGGGCGCUUGGAGAGCCUGUCGGCGGAGUGACAAAUAACUGUUUGUUCCUGGGGAGCGAGCGUAACUGGCUGAUGGCAGCUUCCCCAUGCCUUGUGCUCGUCGAGGAUUAUAAUCCUAGAUACCUUUGUGAGGUAAUAGAGGAAUAAAAUAAACCUUAUGGCAUUUAUGUCUAAAUGCCGAGAUCCUUCGAAAUUACGAAACGUAUGAUAUGUUCCACAGCAAUACAGGCAAACGUAUAAUGUUUUAGGGGUUAAUAUGAGAGUCUAAGAUCUUUAAAACUGUAUGUUCAAGGGUGUCUAAAAACUGAAAAGUUUUUCUGAUAGAUUAUAUCUAAUUUAUUUAUUAUUUUUUUUUUUUUUUACUUGUCUUGAGCGAUGACUUAAUCUCAGUUUCAGAUCUAUUUUUAAAAAAAUGUUCUUUUACUUCUGAAUUAAAAAUUUUUUAACUUUAUUGCAACUUUAUGCCAUUUAAGUAAAUUAUUGUAAACUUUUUUAAUGAUGUGAGCUAUUUUUGGGUUAAACAUUAUUUCAUUAAAAGUUAUUAUUUUAUUACCAACUUUUAUUUAUUGCAAAUAAUCAGACUGAUUUGAAGGUCUUAUGUCACGUGAAUAAUGAAUAAACUUU